This is a messenger RNA of Erpetoichthys calabaricus (reedfish), 1037 nucleotides long. It is a transcript of the gene cebpb, whose product is annotated as CCAAT enhancer binding protein beta. Gene Ontology annotation, molecular function: DNA-binding transcription factor activity, RNA polymerase II-specific; RNA polymerase II cis-regulatory region sequence-specific DNA binding. Gene Ontology annotation, biological process: regulation of transcription by RNA polymerase II; DNA-templated transcription. The coding region runs from base 202 to 588 and encodes 128 amino acids. The record is from RefSeq and is a predicted model, not a curated record. Lineage: Eukaryota; Metazoa; Chordata; Cladistia; Polypteriformes; Polypteridae. The transcript has a single exon.
UCCCUGCUGUCAAAGCCUGGAAUCGCAGAUAACAAGGAGGACGUGUUUGUCUUUGACGUUUGUUCGCUCGAUCGCUUCUGCUAAGAGGGCGACUCCCCGGCGACAUCCAGAUCCGCGUCAGACAAUCGACUUUACCUGUCAAAGUCCCAGGACUACUUUUUUCGGUGAAAGUUCAAGACAGUAAGAGUCACAGCCGUGAGCAUGGACGGCAUCCCGGCCGGCUAUGAGAUGCCACCUUACAUGCAGUACCAGUUUACGAACAGAGACAGCAUAGGUAACAUCUCGACCGCCUCGUCCUCCUGCUCCAGCUCCCCAGGCACUCCAGCUCCAUCGGGACACCGUUACCCAGCGCCUGGCAAGUCGAAGAAGCGAGUGGAGAAAGACACGGAGGAGUACAAAGAGAGGCGCCAGAGGAACAACAUCGCGGUGCGGAAAAGCAGGGAUAAGGCCAAGAAGCGCAACAUGGAGACCCAGUACAAGGUCCUCGAGCUCUCCGCGGAGAACGAACGCCUGCAGAAGCGCGUCGAGCACCUGUCCAGGGAACUGGCCACUCUGCGGAGUUUGCUGUCCGCUAGCGGGCACUGCUAAGCCGGGGCCUCCCUCGCUGGCACCUCACGAGGGGGUUACGCAACGCACAGAGACUCUCUUAAGAGGUGCGAGCGGCUAGGAACUGUGACCCGGCCGGGAGGCCAGCCAGCUGCAGCCCACCAACUUCUCUUAAGUAUUUCACUUUGGAAUGCCUGUUUACUUAAACCUGGUGAACGGAAGCCAAGAGGUCCUGGAGUUCGGUCGUCUGACGAAAGAAACUUUUUUUUAAUUAUUUUUUCAAAAAGAUACUGUAAGUGACGCAAUCUUGAGCAAUACCGCAGCUUGUGAAAUCAGGGUGUCAGUGGACGUGGAGACAAACAGCUCCGCGGGCAGCAACCAAAUCCGAACUGAGAGGCACAGGCGCGUUGUCUUCAUGUGAAACUGUCACGGUUUAGAUACUGUAACUUUUUUAAAAUAUGGAAUUAAAUUGCAGUUAUUUUCAAAACCAA